CACUCCGGUCCCCGGCGGGAAAAGCCCGUGGAUAGGUGUGGCAGUCGGACUUUUGAUUCAUAUCUGGAGCUUUUCCACCGCUCACCCGUCAACCUGCUUUCUCCAACAUCGCGGCUAUCAUGUCAGCUUGGCGAGCCUCCCUUGGUCGGUGUCGCCGCCCCGCUUUCCUGCUUGCCCAGAGCCAUGCUCGAGUACGACGACCCCAAUGGCGCGGAUACGCUUCGUCCCUGGAGAGCCAGCAAAAGCUUCUAUCUGAAGACCUGGAAGAUGCUGACCCAACCGUCUACAACAUCAUCGAAAAGGAGAAGAAUAGGCAGAAACACUUUGUAAACCUCAUCCCUUCGGAGAAUUUCACUUCUCAAGCAGUCCUCGACGCCCUCGGUAGCGUUAUGCAGAACAAAUACUCCGAAGGCUACCCCGGAGCUCGCUACUAUGGGGGAAACGAAUACAUCGAUCAAGCCGAGCGUCUCUGCCAACAGAGAGCUCUAAAGACAUUUGGGCUGAGCGAAGAUGAAUGGGGAGUCAAUGUGCAGCCUCUAUCUGGGUCCCCCGCAAACCUUUACGCUUAUUCCGCAGUCCUCGACACACAUGACCGGAUCCUGAGCCUUGAUCUUCCCCAUGGCGGCCACCUCUCCCAUGGCUAUCAGACUCCGACCAAGAAAAUCUCCGCCGUUUCAAAGUACUUCGAGACACUACCUUAUAGACUGGAUGAGAGAACUGGACUUAUCGAUUAUGCGAAAAUGGAGGAAUUGGCUCUGCUGUAUCGCCCCAAACUCAUCGUUGCGGGCACAUCCGCUUAUAGCCGGCUAAUCGAGUACGAACGAAUGCGGAAAAUCGCCGACCAGGUGGGAGCAUAUCUGCUAUCAGACAUGGCACAUAUCUCUGGGCUGGUAGCUGCUGGUGUCAUACCUUCCCCGUUCCCCCACUCCGAUAUCGUUACCACCACGACCCACAAGUCUCUCCGUGGCCCGCGUGGAGCCAUGAUCUUCUAUCGCAAAGGGGUCAGACGCGUGGACAAGAAGGGUGUGGAAGAGAAGUACGACUUGGAAGGGCCUAUCAAUGCUUCCGUGUUCCCUGGACAUCAAGGUGGACCUCACAAUCAUACCAUCACCGCCUUGGCCGUAGCCCUCCAGCAAGCGCAGACCACAGAAUUCAAGGCCUACCAACAGACCGUCCUCGAAAAUGCAAAGGCUCUCGCUGAGCGUCUGGGCAAUACCAAGGAGAACGGUGGUCUUGGUUACAAUCUCGUCAGCGGCGGCACGGACAAUCACCUAGUAUUGAUCGACCUGAAAGACAAGGGUGUUGACGGCGCUCGUGUCGAGCGCGUGUUAGAGCUGGUCGGAGUUGCGAGCAAUAAGAACACGGUGCCUGGAGACAAGUCCGCCAUGAAGCCCGGAGGUCUUCGGAUAGGGACGCCCGCCAUGACGACCCGCGGCUUCCAACCAGAGGACUUCCGCAGAGUGGCUGACAUUAUUCACCGGGCGGUGUGCAUUACCCAGAAGCUUGACAAGGACGCUAGAGCCCAUGCGGAGAAGACGGGGAGGAAGAACCCCGGUAGCGUUGCUGCCUUCAGAGAAUACCUCGGUGAAGGUGAUGAGGUGACUGAUAUUGUUCAGCUACGCAGGGAAGUCGAGGAUUGGGUCGGUACCUUCAGCCUUCCCUGGGAGAAGGGCUCAUGACGCUGCAAUGUGUCAUCAGGCGCGGUUGGUCUAUUCUCAUGGUGGUUCACAUGGCGUGUCCGUUGUAUUUCACUCCUCGGUUCUGUCACUAUUUCACUUCAAAAGCUUUGCAUUCAACACGGAGCUUAGGGUACAUUACGACAGUUUGGUUCUCGAAUUUUUGGUUGGGCGGUAGCAGAACAAUAGUAGCUAGAAGCAAGCAGACGG
This is a messenger RNA of Westerdykella ornata, 1886 nucleotides long. RefSeq names its product SHMT-domain-containing protein. Lineage: Eukaryota; Fungi; Ascomycota; Dothideomycetes; Pleosporales; Sporormiaceae. Gene Ontology annotation, molecular function: zinc ion binding; pyridoxal phosphate binding; serine binding. Gene Ontology annotation, cellular component: cytoplasm. The record is from RefSeq and is a predicted model, not a curated record. The transcript is spliced from 5 exons. Bases 120 to 1679 code for a protein of 519 amino acids. Gene Ontology annotation, biological process: tetrahydrofolate interconversion; L-serine catabolic process; folic acid metabolic process.